Messenger RNA from Bufo bufo (common toad), 2034 nucleotides. RefSeq names its product secernin 2 (gene SCRN2). The coding region runs from base 125 to 1396 and encodes 423 amino acids. Gene Ontology annotation, molecular function: cysteine-type exopeptidase activity; dipeptidase activity. The record is from RefSeq and is a predicted model, not a curated record. Gene Ontology annotation, biological process: proteolysis. The transcript has 8 exons. Lineage: Eukaryota; Metazoa; Chordata; Amphibia; Anura; Bufonidae.
UAAGUAGCUGUGCGGCCUACACCGUCAGGCCUUGACAGUUCCAGAGUUCAGCCUGAUCACAGCUCUGCCUGAACAAGCCGUAUCCGAAGCACCAGCUAUACGUACAGACCUGAGGAGGAGCAACAUGUCCAUACCGGAGUACCCCAGUUCUUGUGACUGCCUUGUUUCGCUUCCUCCAGCUUCACUUUCACCAGUUGUUAUUUUUGCAAAGAACUCGGACCGACCUUGUUUGGAGGUCCAAGAGAUUGUGUACUAUGGGGCUGCCACCCACCCACCAGGGUCAAAGGUCAUGUGUACCUACGUAGAAGUGGAGCAGACACCAAAGACACUAGCUGUACUGUUAAGUCGUCCAGCAUGGUUGUGGGGUGCAGAAAUGGGUGCUAAUGAAAUGGGGGUCUGCAUCGGAAAUGAAGCUGUGUGGACUAAGGAACCUGUAGAAGAGUAUGAUGCUCUCCUUGGCAUGGAUUUGGUCAGACUUGCUCUGGAGCGCGCCCCUUCUGCUAAAGUCGCUGCCAAGGUAAUCACUGACCUGCUCGCCCAGUAUGGACAGGGAGGGAGCUGCAAGGAGGAGCCCCAGCCCUUCAUGUACCACAACACAUUCUUGCUGUGUGACCGCUUGGAGGCAUAUGUGCUUGAGACUGCUGGUCCAUACUGGGCAGUUGAGAGAAUUACAGAGGGUGCUCGGAACAUUUCUAACCAGCUGAGCAUUGGCACCAUGAUAUGGCAGGAGCACCCUCAGCUCCGUUCACAUGCCCUGGCACAGGGUUGGUGGAAUGGCACUGAAGAGUUCAACUUUAGACUUGUCUAUUCUUUAAAGACACAGCCAGUGCGUAUGGAGGCAGCAAAAGCAAGAUACAAGGCCGGGCAAGAACUGCUGCACAAACGAGAAGGGAACAUCACAGAAGAGUCAAUGAUGCAAAUUUUGAGAGAUAAGGAGAGUGGGAUCUGUAUGGACUCUGGGGGCUUCCGUACUACAUCCAGUAUGGUGUCUGUGCUUCCUCGCUGUCCUCAUUCACCUUGCAUCCAUCUACUGACUGCUACACCUGAUCCGUCCAGGUCUGUAUUCAAGCCUUUUGUGUUUGGUCCACGGGUGACACAGGUGCCCUGGGUGUUGUCGCCCACUUUUGGAGAAAAUGACCCUCUCAGGCAAACCCCUCGCUUUCAGACACAUGUGGACAGAAGGCAUGAGCUCUACAAGCAUCAUCAGAAGGCACUCGAGGCAUCUGAAGGAAAUGAGGAUAAUCAAAGGAACCUACAGGACAAGCAAAGGAAGAUGGAAGCUGAAAAUCUUAAACUCGUCAACAAUCUUCUCAGUGGAAUAGAGACUCCUGACCCUUCAGACUUGUCUGAUCUAUUUCUACACUGUGUGGAGCAGGAACUUGCAUUAUACAAGUGAUCUAAGACUAACAUCCUCCAUAAUUCGUACCUGUCAUUCCCAUCUUCAAGAUUUUUCCUAAACUACACCUACUGUCUGGAAUGCUACCCGGAAUAUCAGGUCAAUUCCCAACUUCUCUACCUUCAAACGUGCCUUAAGGGAGUUGUCCAGACAUACCCCCGUUUUCACCCAGGCAGCCCCCCUAAUAUGAGCAUCGGAGCAUUUCAUGCUGGAUCUGGUGAUGUACCUUGCUCUCUAUAGAAACUGCUUAGUGGAGGCUUCCGCCCAGCAGUGAGCCCGGUGAUGUCACCGGCACUAAUGGGUGGGCUUUACCGCUGCCCUAGCCUGUAAAACGGCUAGGGCAGAGCUAAAGCCCGCCCAUCAGAGCCGGUGAUGUCACCGGCAAAACUGCUAGGUGGACGCCUCUGCCUAGUGGUGUUAAAAACAUAAAUAAAAAAGCCGUUCCCAUGUGCGAUCCAGCGCAAAGCAAGGGAGAGCAUCGGAACAUUAGGGGGGCCGGAGGGGUAAAAAUGGGGGCGAGUCUGGGUUCAGCUCUAAACCUGGACAAGCCCUUUAAAAACACAUCUUUUCAGGCAGGCUUAUGCUUCCUAAACUGACUUUUCCCCUACUAACCUCCCCCCCCCCAACUUUUAUUUUAC